Molecule: messenger RNA, 2044 nt
Organism: Hypoxylon trugodes
Lineage: Eukaryota; Fungi; Ascomycota; Sordariomycetes; Xylariales; Hypoxylaceae
Exons: 8
Coding region: 713-1777 (354 amino acids)
Source: RefSeq, a predicted model, not a curated record
UUUUUUUUUCUCUACUUAAAAUAUCACAUUCAUAGACUCAGCGCGUCUGCUACCCACCUAUCUAAUAUGUUGCUCUGAUGCUGCUUCGUCAUGUGUAGUUCAUGAUAAUUUGAUUAACGCUUCAUCUCACCCCCUUCAAACCCAGGAUAAUCAUGUUGCAGGCUAUAUACGCCCCUCGAUCGUCGGUUACACAAUGGAAAUGGAGGACUUGUGCUACCUUUGCAUUGAAUCCUAUUCACACCCUAUUUCGUUGUAGAGUUGGGGGAGUUGGGGGUCAUACUACUACAAUAAUGCGUGUUAUCAUGCUUUUCUUCAGCGCUACCAGUUCUAUUCUGCAUUUGAUACAACUAUAGCUGUGUGGCUGGUUGAUUCGGCUGCCUAUGCCGUUGCUGUGGUCGUAGUGGCUGGCUGUACGGAAUCCUUCAGGCCUGCAUUUUCAAGUUUGUGUCCUGGGAUGUCUCACCCAGUGCGAACCCAAUCAUCACAACAUGGGUUCAAGCUGCCUGCCGGUUUCUGUCUUCCAACGAACUUCCACGUCUAGUCGUCCAAUAUCAACCAGCGAUUCUUGUGCUCCCAACAAUAUCUUCUGCCCUAUGCUCUCAAUGCCCCGACCAGAUCAACUCUAACACCCAGAGAACCAUACCUGGGUAUCUAGCACCUAUGAAAGAUUGACACUCGUCUAUUUUCUGAGAAAUACCGCUAGGUAAUCACCAUGGGUUAUAUCAAUCAUGGAAGCAUGUCGGCUAUUGGGAUCAUCUUUCCGGUUCUUGCCGCCCUCUCUCUCGCAGUGCGAAUGUACGGAUGGCGACAUCAUAGCCCAAUCUUCGAAAUCGACGAUAUUCUCGUCGUUCCAGCGGGUCUUCUAACUAUUGCUGCUGGGGUUGCGUUGGUGAUUGGCACACAAAUGCACAUCAUCAGCGAACACUCCGAAGCUGCAAGUACAGAUGCAGAUUCAGCUAAACUCGGAAAGUUUGAAUAUGCGUUUUGGAUGGGCCAUGUCCUGGCUAUUGGCUUCAUCAAACUGACAAUUCUUUUCCUACUACGUCGAGUGUUCAAAGGUCGCAUACACAGGACAGCUUUCGAUUAUUCGAACUGGACCCUCAUAAUUCUCGUCACACUAUGGACUUUAGUAUUCCUCUUCUUUGAUAUUUUCGCGUGCGGGACUACCCCGCAGGCAAGCUGGGAAAGUUGGAACUCGUUGAGGAAAAACUGUAUCGAUACCUUCGCGAUGCAAACCGGAGGUGCAGUCUUCAGCUGGGUUCUUGAUCUCGCCAUAUUCGUAGAGCCGCUUGUUAUGAUUCGAACACUCAAUAUGAACAGGAAGCGGAAGAUCCAAACGUCCCUCGUCUUCUUGUGCAGUGGCUUCGCCGUGGUUGCCGGACUUCUGAGAAUGAUUCCCUGGAUCCAACUCCAUGUUCAGGAUAUCACACAUCCUACUCUAAGAAUACUUGCUACGACAUUUCCAAUAUCUGACCAGCAAGGGAUCAUCUCAAUUGUUCUAUUCUGGACCUACAUGGAGAUCGGAGUAGGAUUCAUUGUCUCUUGUGUUCCUCGAAUCGCAUGGGUCUUGGAUAAGAUAUCUCUCGAUCCCAUUAUAUCCAAAAUACGCUCUUUCCCAUCAAAUGCUUCCUUAUUGAAGGAGAGGUACGCGCAUCGACGGGUAGACGAGUCAGAGCAGUCCCAAAGCCCUUGGAUAACAAUGGUUCGCACGAAGACCUCAUCUGGGCAUCGUUCUGAUGAGGACGUGGAGUUAGCUACAGCGAAAAAUCAUAUUUAAGAAUGGUUAUGUCUAUAAGUUAGUUAAUAUGAAGAUACUAUACUUAAAUGUUUCGCAAUAUACGAAAUCGCGUUCAAGAUCACGUAGGAAAUAAUUUUGAUGAUUGAGCUCGUGCGUUCGGUUUUUGGCAUCGCGGUUUGCUAUCGGAUAGAUCCCAGGGUUGGGAAUGAAGUAUGGUGGUGGUGUUGCAUAUCUCGGCCUAUUUUGACUUCCGUCGCUACCACAUUGCGAGGUAUGUUAGCGCAUAAGGCACGUCACCUACAUUAU